This is a messenger RNA of Humulus lupulus (European hop), 2058 nucleotides long. RefSeq lists its product as uncharacterized. The record is from RefSeq and is a predicted model, not a curated record. The transcript is spliced from 5 exons. Gene Ontology annotation, biological process: Golgi vesicle transport. Gene Ontology annotation, cellular component: membrane. Bases 245 to 1342 code for a protein of 365 amino acids. NCBI's taxonomy places the organism in Eukaryota, Viridiplantae, Streptophyta, Magnoliopsida, Rosales, Cannabaceae.
CUGGUUCAAUAUUUUUAAAUCUUUUAUUUUUUUGUUAAAAGAAAAUCCUAAUUCAUAGCCCUAAUCCCCAAAAAUUCGAUUAAUCAAUCGUUAUAUGUUAACAGAUCACGAUUGCAGAGUCAGAUUUCUUUGUCUAAACCCAAUUUAACAUCAAUUGUAGCUUUGUUUUACUUUCGUUUUUGUUGAUUGUGUGUUUAUAAGCGUACACAAUGAAAGCUAACUGAGCUUGUAAACAUAUAUAUCAAUGGCGCCGAGUUUGCACCAAUGGGAAUCGGACCCUCUGUUUUCUGCGGCUGAAGUAGUUCAAGACUCGGCCGACAGGAUGGAAUCAAUAUUCCGUCUUCUGUUCCAUGAGCUGAGUCUAGUUCAAGGUGACCACUCAGACCCAAAGUUACUUUCAUCAAUAAAUUGCCAUAGACGUGAUCUCGCAACAAUACUUGAAACUACAAAAUGGCAGUUGGAAGAUUUUCAAAGAGCGGUUAGUUACUCGACUAUAACAGAAAAGUCCCAGAUGAAGGAUGAAGUAAUUUCAAGGCACAGACAGUUUAUUCGAGCCAUAAGGGAACAGAUAAUUCAUGUGGAAAAAAGCUUGGAAGAGACAUCAGUAGGUAAUCCUGUGAGAAAUAAUGAGUGGGUUAACUUAAAUGAAGAAGAUAGAGAUGGGUUGGCACUAUUUCUUUCUGGAGGAGGAGGAGGUCCUUCGAAGCGGAUGGAUGCUUAUGACUUGGGGGACGGUGGUAUACUAAAAAGAUAUCUUGAUUCAACCUUGGUAGGUAGUGGGCAAGAUAAUGCUUUGCAGAACGUUGAGCAUAAAGGCAAAGAAAUUGAAACUCUGAAUAUUGAUGGGGUUGUGCAUAUGGAUCAUAAUAUUGACUCUAAAAAGGAAAACAACAUGAGAAAAGUGGGAUCUUAUUGUUCUACGCGGUUGGGUACUCAAGCAAUAAAUUCUCUUCCAGAGACCUCUCGUAACCGAUGUGGUGAAGAUGGGGAUUGGGACCUGGAGGCUGGUGAAGCUAAACCUAAAAGUUUCUCCCAUGAAAACAAGUGGAGAAACUUCCAAAGCAGAAGUCACAUAUUUGGGCUCUUCAGUAAUUUAUGGACCGCCUAUGGAGGUAAGGUUGCUAGAAAUUACACCAAGAGAUUAAAAGAUGGAGAAGAACAAAGGGAAUCUCCAUCAUCCAAUGAAGCUUUAAAUGAUGCACAGAGUUGGCUGGGGAUAUGUCAGGCAAGAUACCAAAGAUCAAGAAAUUACAUUCAGCAUAAUCGUCAAUUUCAGUUGAUCUCUCUGAUCAUAUUCGUGCUCAUUAUUCUCGGUACACUUGUUGUGCUCCAAAUUGCUUAAAGAGGUUUGCUACGUGAUUCCUUAUUUGUUUAGAGGGAUGUUGUGGCCGAAUUGAUACAAAGGUUAGAAGCAUUAGAGCAAAAACAGCUACUCUUUCACUAUCCAAACGCUUCUAUCAGUAUCCUUUUAAUAAUUGAAGAAUCAUCUUCCAAGACAUUCUGUAGCAAUGUCAAUAGACAAACCAUCAAGUACAACUCAAUUGACUUCAUGUCAAUAGACAAACCAUCAACAUUAAUUGAAGAUUCACAUUAUCUAUUGUUAUGCCAACAUGCAAUCGGCCUCGUGGAAAUCAGGAAUCUACACAGUUCACAUGGUUAUUAUUCAGCUUGUUUUGCUUACCUCUCUCUAUUUCUUUGUUAUUCCAGGAGUCUAAAACCUACUAUUUGAGCAGACAGGUGGAAAUCAUCUUCACCAUGGCAUUCCUUGACCUUGUUUCUGUUACUUUCGCAUGGAAAGACUCAAUAACGGUUUGCUGGUUUGCUUAAGUUGACAAAAUAGGUCUCGAUAGUUUCCUUGUUUUGUACCUAGGAAGUUAUAGUAGAGACUCUAUACUGGUUUUUGUAGUGUGGUCUGAUUUUGAUAUGCUUCAUUGGGUUCAUACACGAAUUAGUAUUUUGAGCAUCUUUGAUUCUACCUUAUUGAUUUCUAUUGUAUGUUUAAUAUUUCAUUACUUGUGUAAAUUAUGUGGAAGAAGCAGGGAUCAGUGUUUUGUGGCC